Paramecium primaurelia is the source of this 1569-nucleotide messenger RNA. NCBI's taxonomy places the organism in Eukaryota, Ciliophora, Oligohymenophorea, Peniculida, Parameciidae. The record is from the annotation of a GenBank genome assembly.
AUGUUUAAAGCUAAAAUGAUAGAAAAUGAAAAAGAAUUUAAAUGUUAACACAAACAUGGCUAACCAAUACUUUUGGUUGUACUUGAUCCAAAAUUAGAAAAGAAACAAAGACUUUUAUGCAAUAAAUGCAUGGAAAACUUUGAAUCAGAUGCAAAAACUAUAGGAUUUUAAAAAUUAAUCUACAUUAUUGAGGAUAUUAUUGAUCAAAAUAUGAACAGCUUAGAAAAUAUUGUUUAGAAGACAGUUCAAUAAUUAUCAAUUUGUAUCAAAAGUAUAUAAGAAUUAAAGACAUAAUUGAUGAAAUUAUUUGAUUCUAUGAUUAUCAUAGCUCAAGAUUGGACUCAAAAUCUAUUGGCAUAAAGUUAAUAAUUCAACUAAUACAGUUUAUAUGAUGAAUUAGAUUGCUUUAUUAAGAAUUAGAAUAUUAAUUAUAUAUCUAAUAUAAAACUUAUCAAUAAUAUUAAUAUAUCUUGGAAGACGAAACUAUCUAAUAACUUAAAUUAAUAUAUUCAAGAUAAAGAUAAACUUAACUUUAAAUAGAUAAAGGAAAAAUUUAUUAACAUUGGUUGUUCAAGUUUGUCACAAAAUAGUGAAAUCAAAUUAAAUUUAAUUGAUUAAUCUGUUAAAUAAAAUGUGUAAUGUAAAGCAAUAGUUUUUGAUUCUUCUGGGUCUAUUAUGGUAUCAACCGAAUACAAUGAUAUUAAAGUAUGGAGCUUUCUAAAUGGAACAAUAAAAUUGAUUAAAACAUUGUAAGGACAUAAUAGUUCGAUUUAAUGUUUAGUUUAUAGUAAGAAAUAGAAUUUCCUUAUUUCAAGUGCAGGAGACAAGACAAUAAGAUGCUGGAAAGAAUUGGAUAAAAUAGAUUGGAGUAGUUCAAAACCUUAUUAAUAACAUACAAAUAUUGUAGGAUGUAUUAUAUUAAAUUCAAAUGAGGAUUUACUAUUUUCUGGAAGUUUUGAUAAAUCAAUUAAAGUAUGGAAGGUUGAUUUUAAUAAAAAUAUAUUGACAUACAUGUAUUCAUUGGAUAAACAUGAAAAUAAAGUUAAUGCAUUAAGUUUAAAUUAAUCAGAAACAUAAUUAGUAUCAUGUGCAGAUAGUAAGAAUUAAAUUAUAAUUUGGGAAAGAAAAGAAUAAGAUAAGUUUGAAUUCAAACAUUUUGUUACAUAGUCAAUUUAAGAAGAAGGACUUAAGAUUAAAUUUAUUAAAGAUAAUUAAUUUAUUUGGAUAACUGGUGGUAAAGAAAUAGAUAAACUCUAUGUAUUUGAAUUAAAAGAAGGAGUCUUUUAAGAAAAUUAGGAGAAGACAAUUCAAUUAAUUACAAAUAAUGAGAAAGUUGAUGAAUAUCGUUUUCCAAUAAUUUACAAUAAGGAGAGGAAUUUAAUUGUAGUAAGACAUAAAACCUAUAUUUAUAUCAUUAGAGAAAUAAAUAAUGGUAAGUUCAAAAUAGUUGAGUAAUUGAAUUGCGAAACAAAAGCUAUUUAAGGAACCAUUACAAACAAUGGAUAAUAUUUGGUCUUUUGGGAUGAAAAAACCCAAGGAUAUUCAAUAUAUGAAUUAUUAAAUAAAUGA